Messenger RNA from Nasonia vitripennis (jewel wasp), 2215 nucleotides. Its product is annotated as juvenile hormone epoxide hydrolase 1. Gene Ontology annotation, molecular function: epoxide hydrolase activity. Bases 137 to 1537 code for a protein of 466 amino acids. The record is from RefSeq and is a predicted model, not a curated record. Gene Ontology annotation, biological process: epoxide metabolic process. The transcript has 6 exons. Lineage: Eukaryota; Metazoa; Arthropoda; Insecta; Hymenoptera; Pteromalidae.
CACACGCUUGCACGAAGCGCUGCCGUAUAAAUCGCGCCGGUGUAGCUCCGCAGAUCCCCAGUAACGGUUCAGCCUACGUCGCGUGCGUACCUACGAGAGUCCAAAAAAAUCCUGUGCAUCUCUCAGCGGAGAAAAAAUGGGUGUUUUACUUUGGGGCUUUUUGGGAAUAGUGUUGAUCGGUGGUGCGACGAUAUUCAUCUCGCCGCCGGUUCAACAGCCGCCCAAGUUGACGGACGUGUACUGGGGACCCGGUGAUGAGCCUAAGAAGACUGAUACGAGCGUCCGGCCAUUCAAGAUCACUUUUCAGAAGGAGAUGCUGGACGACCUGCGCAACCGACUGAAAAACACUCGCAAGAUGCAACCGCCUCUGGAGAACGUCGGUUGGACUUACGGCUUGAGCGGUGACUUCGUGCCGGUCAUAGUCGAUCACUGGCUCAACAAAUAUGACUUCAAGAAACGCGAGGCACAUCUCAAUCAGUAUCCCCAGUUCAUCACCAACGUACAAGGUCUGGACAUCCACUUCAUCCACGUGAAGCCGCAGCUGCCGAAGAACAGCAAGAUCCAAGUCCUUCCGCUCUACCUGCAGCACGGCUGGCCAGGCUCCAUCGUCGAGUUCCAGAAGAUCAUCCCCAUGCUCACGACGCCCCGAUCCGACCGUAACUUCGUCUUCGAGGUGGUGGCGCCGUCGUUGCCCGGCUUCGGAUAUUCCCAAGCGGCCUCGAAGGCCGGCCUCGGAGCCGUCCAGAUGGCCCACCUCAUGAAGAACCUCAUGCUCCGGCUGGGCUUCGACAAGUUCUACACCCAAGGCGGAGACUGGGGCGCCGUCAUCGGCGCCAACAUGGCCUCGAUGUAUCCUCAGCACGUUCUGGGCAUGCACUCGAACAUGUGCUUGGUAGUGCGCCCAUGGACCUGGCUGAAGAUCGCGGCCUACAGCCUGAUGCCGUCGCUUCUGCCGGAGGACGAGAGGCAGCUGAUGUUCCCGCUGAGCACGAAACUGGCUUUGGGCAUCGAGGAGACCGGUUACCUCCACUUGCAGGCCACCAAGCCCGACACCAUCGGAAUCGGAGUGAGCGAUUCUCCCGCUGGACUGGCGGCGUACAUCCUGGAAAAGAUGGCUUACUGCACGAAACCCGACAACAAGUUCACCGACGACGGUAACCUCCUGGAAAAGUUCACCAUGGACGAGCUCAUCGACAAUCUCAUGAUGUACUGGGCGCCGAACAAGGCUAGCAGCUCCUUCCGAAUCUACGCCGAGAGUUUCAACAAGCAAACCUUCGGCUACAAGAUGGACAACGUUCCAGUAACGGUACCAAGCGCCUGCGCCCAGUUCCCCUACGAGAUAAUCUUCCAAUCGGCCAACUUCCUUCGCGACCGUUUCGUCAACCUCCUCAGGGUAACGAAGAUGCCUCGAGGUGGCCAUUUCGCGGUCCUCGAAGAACCCCAGCUUCUCGCCGACGACAUCUGGGCUUCGGUACAGGCGUUCCGAGACUACUACGCCGCGCAAGAGCAGGAGAGGCUGGAAAAACAGAAGUCGUGAAUCGAGAGGAUAGAACUGGGAGAGAAGAGGGUGAAAAGAGUCUAGGCUAGAUCGAAGGAGAAUACUGUUUUCUUCCGGAUAUAUAGAUACUAGAAGGUUCUAGUGGAUACGAGGACAAUACUCUUCGACGCGUUUGAUUGUUUACGUAUUUUAUACCGAACUGAUAUGCUACGUAUUUCUUUUUAUAUAUUUGCUCCGAUUAAUUACUGUUAAGUUAUUGAACCAAUCUUAUCAGAUGAAUUCCUCUCUGAGGAAACAAACUUUUGCGAAUAUUCAUAAUGGGUUGCUUGAUUAAUGCGAGUUUUUAAAAUAAAAUGAAUCGAAAACUUAUUUAAGUUCAAGGAAAAUAUAUAAUGAGAAGUAAUAGUUUUCCUCCUAAGAUGCAGACAUAUUUGCAUCAAGCGGAAAGACUCGAUAAAUCACUGAAUGAUAUUUGUAUCGCUGUGUUCACUCGUCACUACUGCUUUCAACAAAUGAAACGGACGAUUCAUAUUAUGUAUUCAGAAAUCACAUUAUCAAACUUUUUUCGUAAGCUCCCCUAUGCAUGCUUUAAUCAAAUGUACUCGACCUUCAGAGAGAUACAAUGUGACUUGAUACUUUGAUGGCUGUUUCUGAUUUUUAUUUCUUUUGUACAAGAGCUUUUUUAAGUAAUUAAAUAUUACAAUCUGAAAAUAAUUA